Molecule: messenger RNA, 1179 nt
Organism: Rhopilema esculentum
Lineage: Eukaryota; Metazoa; Cnidaria; Scyphozoa; Rhizostomeae; Rhizostomatidae
Source: RefSeq, a predicted model, not a curated record
AUGGCUGGUCUGGGAGAAGCUUGCUCAAAUGUUGCGUCACUAUUAUUCUAUGUAGAUGCAUUUCAUCGUACAAAAGAAGCAACAACAUGUACCCAAGAACAGUGCAAAUGGCUGUUGCCUAAAGCGGUUAAAGAAGUGCCUUACCUACCUGUUGCUGAAAUAGAUUUCAAAGGGGCAGUAAGAAAGAUGCAAGAUUUUAAUUUUGGCAGUAAAAGUAAGGAAGAAAGUCAUGGGCCAGUUAAAAAGAAGAAAAUGGAAAAUGCUUGCUCUACUGGUCAAGAUACGAAGCAAAAGGAAUUCCUUAACAAGAUUAGUUUGUGUGGUACUAGACCAGCUAUUUUGUCAAUAGCAGAGCCUUUUAAUGAAGGUUUUGUUCCCUUUGGAGCCAUCAGCAACCUGUAUCUACCAGAAUUGUAUUCUCCUUCAAAUUCAGGGUGCUCUUUUGAUAUUAUUCAAAGGAAAUGUGCUGAAGUUGUGCUGCCAGUAUUGUCAGAGGAACAACUUCAGAGAAUCCAAAAAGAGACAGCAAAGCAGUCAAAGUCAAAGCUUUGGUUUAGGCUCCGGUCUUGUAGAAUCACUGCUUCAAGACUCAAACAAGCUUGUAGUACUGAUGUCUGCAACCCAAGCAAGAGCCUGAUAAAAUCCAUAUGUUACCCAACAGAGUGCAUAUUUACAAGUGACGCUGUAGCUUGGGGUUUGGAAAUGGAGAGCAUUGCUGUAGCUGCUUAUGUAAAAGCCAUGGAAGCAGAACACAAAAAUUUUCAGUUUUUCAAGGCAGGAUUGAUUUUAAACAAUAAAUGGCCAUUUUUAGGAGCCUCCCCAGAUGGUUUGAUAUGUUGCGAAUGCUGUGGGGAAGGUGUUCUUGAGGUCAAAUGUCCUUACAGCUGCAGAGAAAUUUCACUGAAUGAAUAUGCUUGCAAAGCCGAUUCCAUGCUAGUGCCUUUAUGCCGCUCAUUUGCACUCAAGCAUGGGCAUCAAUAUUAUUUUCAAGUUCAAUGCCAACUAGCAAUGUCUGGGGCAAAGUAUGCGCAUUUUGUAGUAUGGACACCAAAGGAAACACAUACUGAGACAAUCUAUCCAAACCAGUCUUUCUUUGAUGUUAAUGUUAGUAAAGCAAAAAAGUUCUUUCAGCUCUGUGUCCUACCAGAACUACUUGGAAAAUACUAUACAAAACAAUGA